GGGGGGGCGUUUAGGCUGCGGAGGGGCGUGCAGGCGUGGCUACGUCAUCAGGGCGCGACACACCCGGAAGAGACGUGGCAGAAAAAAGGAGUAACAGGAGCCGUCGGAGGGGGUGAAGCGACGGCUCCCGGGCCACCCCCGGGAGACCAUGGGGCUCUGUAAGUGCCCCAAGAGGAAGGUGACCAACCUGUUCUGCUUCGAGCACCGGGUCAACGUGUGCGAGCACUGCCUGGUGGCCAACCACGCCAAGUGCAUUGUCCAGUCUUACCUGCAGUGGCUCCAGGACAGUGACUACAACCCUAAUUGCCUUCUUUGCUGCACCCUCCUUUCCUCAAGCGAGACCAUCCGCCUUGUCUGCUAUGAUCUAUUCCAUUGGUCAUGCCUUAAUGAACGAGCUGCCCAGCUGCCUCGAAAUACAGCACCUGCCGGUUACCAAUGCCCUAGCUGUAGUGGCCCCAUCUUUCCCCCUGCCAACCUUGCAGGCCCUGUGGCGAUUGCCUUGAGGAAGAAGCUGUCAACUGUCAACUGGGCCCGAGCUGGGCUGGGCCUUCCACUGAUUGAUGAAGUGACCCCAACCUCUCAGGCCCUUGAGACUUCUGGCUUCUCUAAUUGGUCCAACUUCAAUACAAGAAGCCCCUUAGUGAUAGCAGAGCAAUCCACCUGCAAUGACGAAGACGAACCAUCCUUCUACAGCACAUCCCCCAAGCCCCCUCCUUCCCCUACCAAGCCUGCCAAGCCUGCCAAGCCUGCCAAGCCUGCCAAGGUUGAGAAGUCUGAGAAGCAUGAGAAGUCUGAGAAGCAUGAGAAGCAUGAGGUGCACGGGACGAUCGAGGUGCACGAGAAGCACGCCAUAAUCCACAUGGGUGGCCCUGAGCCCUUGCCAGCCUCUGCUCCUCGAAAAGUCUACGACACCCGGGAGGGGGUUCAGGAAGGGGAUCGGCUUCCCAUCCCCCACAGUGACUCUGAUGAUGACAAAUACCGCCGGAGGCCUGCUCUGGGUUGGUUGGCCCAGAUACUAAGGAACCGGGCAGGGUCCCGAAAACGACCCUUGUCCCUGCUGCAGAGGGCUGGGCUACUAGUUCUACUGGGAGCCCUGGGUUUUCUGGCCCUCUUGAUUCUCAUGUCCCGCUUGGGCCGGGCUGCGGCUGACAGUGAUCCUAAUCUAGACCCUCUCAUGAACCCUCAUAUCCGAGUGGGCCCAGCUUGAGUCCCAUCCCUCUCCUCCUUUUUCACACCUAGCUGGGAGGAGAGUCAAGGCCAGUGGAGGGCAGAGAGGGUGCUGUCUCAUCCCCUAGAAUGACUCCCCUGUUCACUUCUCUCCACUCCAGUCUCUUGAGACACUAAAGCCCCACUAGAUCGAGAAGACAAGGUCCCUUUGGCUCUUGCUGCCACUCAGGUCACAAGUUCACUUGGGGCUAAGUUCUGUCCCCCCUGACCUGCUUUUCCCUGGGAGGAUCCCUGGAACACCAGCCCACCCCUACCCACUUCCCCUCCAUACUCCCUCUCCCUCAGGAAAAACUGUGGCAUUGAAAAUAAACAACAGACUUUAUCAUA
Molecule: messenger RNA, 1554 nt
Organism: Monodelphis domestica (gray short-tailed opossum)
Lineage: Eukaryota; Metazoa; Chordata; Mammalia; Didelphimorphia; Didelphidae
Gene: ZFPL1
Product: zinc finger protein like 1
Cellular component (GO): Golgi apparatus
Source: RefSeq, a predicted model, not a curated record